Messenger RNA from Misgurnus anguillicaudatus (oriental weatherfish), 4721 nucleotides. RefSeq names its product neurocan b (gene ncanb). NCBI's taxonomy places the organism in Eukaryota, Metazoa, Chordata, Actinopteri, Cypriniformes, Cobitidae. The record is from RefSeq and is a predicted model, not a curated record. Gene Ontology annotation, biological process: cell adhesion; glial cell differentiation; central nervous system development. Gene Ontology annotation, cellular component: perineuronal net; synapse. Gene Ontology annotation, molecular function: hyaluronic acid binding; calcium ion binding.
GCCACCGCGCGCGCUUUUGUUCAGUUGAUCCUCGCGACCGGCGAAGUGCGCGCCGUUUCGAGCUUCUCUCUCCGCGCGAGCGCCGCACGAGACGCAGGCUGAGGAGAAAUAUCGUCUUUUUUGAGAUGGUUUCAACAAAAUAACUGAACACUUUCUACGAGAUUUUCAGAUUUAUACAUUUUGAAUGGUUUACCGCUGUUAUCACCACCUGCUCUGAAGGCAAGCGGCGGUUUAUCUGAGGCGACGCGGCAUUCCUGUGGACUUUUGACACGACGACGCUCUGUACUUCUGAGAAGAAUGCUGAGGGAGCUUCGCUUGCCAGGCCUACAGUCUCUCCUGGCUGUGUGUCUGUUCGUCACACUUGAACAUGGGACAGUAAGUUGUGACACACUGGUGAACAUGCGUAAGGUGACCCACCAGAGGGUCCAGGAGCCGCUGUCGGGUACAGCCCUCCUGCCCUGCGUUUUCACCCUGCACCCGAGUCCCUCUCAUGAACCUCCACGCAUUAAGUGGACCAAACUGUGGGGUCAGCGUGGCCCGGAUGGUCUCCAGAAGCAGCAAUCAAUUCUUGUGGCUAAAGACAAUAUAAUCAAGGUGAAGAAAGCCUUCCAGGGCCGCGUCACCUUGCCAGGGUACCCCGGGAACCGCUACAACGCCAGCUUGGCACUCACGGGCCUGCGUUCAAGUGACUCGGGAAUGUACCGCUGCGAAGUCGUGGUCGGGAUUAAUGACGAACAAGACACAAUCCCCCUGCAGGUUACAGGAGUGGUCUUUCAUUACCGCGCACCUCACGACCGCUACGCACUCUCCUUUGCCGACGCCAAAAGGGUUUGUGUGGAGAACUCUGGCGAGAUCGCCACACCCGCCCAGCUGCAGGCCACCUUUGAUGACGGCUAUGACAACUGCGAUGCCGGUUGGCUAUCGGAUCAGAGCGUCAGGUACCCCAUCCAGUCUCCACGGCCCGGCUGCUACGGCGACAGGGACGAUAUGCCCGGCGUGAGAAACUACGGAUUUCGAGACCCAGAUGAGAUGUUUGACACCUACUGCUUUGCCAACAACUUACAAGGUGAAGUAUUUCACACCAGUAUGCCAGAGAAGCUGAGCCUGGCCUUUGCCUCCACUCACUGUCACACUUUGGGAGGUCAGCUAGCCACAGUCGGGCAACUCUACCUGGCCUGGCAGGGAGGUUUAGACCGCUGCGACCCCGGCUGGCUGGCUGACGGCAGCGUGCGUUACCCUAUUAACCUAGCACGGCGUAACUGCGGGGGAGAUGAACCAGGGGUGCGGACUCUUUACCACAACCCCAAUCGUACUGGCUUUCCAGAAAACACUGACCUGUUUGAUGCCUACUGCUACAGAGAGAAGUCUGUUGAAGAUCAGCCAUUGUUACUCCACCAGACCCUGGAAAACACUUUCAACACUUCAGGCGAAGAAGAGGUCCAGCUCCAAAGAAAUGAAGUCUUUCCUGAACCUUCUACUUGGACUGGUCUGGUGGAUCUAGACAAGGAAGAUUUUAAAUCCAUUAUAAACAACGAAUCAUCUGAAAUCUCAGAGGAGCAUGUUGUGAUCCACCUUAGGCCUCGAGAGCGGUCUGUUGACUGGAAAGACGACGGCUCUGAGGAUGCUGUGGAGAAGCAAGAGAAUCUUCAAGGGGGCUCGGCUAAAGAGGAAACUGAUGAGAGUGAUGAUGCAAUGGGACUUGAUGCAUCUCCUGACCCCUCUUCAAUCACACCGUCCUCCUCUACACAAGCUCAGACCAGCAACAGCGUGAUAUCUAACUUUGUGAACUCAAUCAUGAAACCAUGGAGGUAUUGGACCGGUACUGGAGAUACUGGGAUACCAGCCACAGAGUCAAGCCUCUUCAAAGGAACCUCAGAAAUGGUCCCACCUGCCAGGACAAACCCAAGCAGAGGAAAAACAAUCAAGGGAGGUGUUGAUAACGCCAUAUUGGAGCCUGACACAAAGGAGCUUUCAUUCAACCCCUCCUUAACAGAUCCAGACGAGGGGCUCUUGGAGCAGGAGAAAGAAUUGGUCUUCGUUGCUGCACAGCCGGUGCUACAAACCCCAAGCCAAUCUGAAACUGAUCCAUCAUAUUCACAAACCAACAGCUUCACUAGCCCAUCUACAGGAGCGAUCGGAUCAGGAAUAGCAGACACGACCGUUUCUUCGAAUCCCUUGACGUCUAAGAGCAACUUUGGUGCCGCAUCCUUUCAACAGCUAUGGAUGCCAAAAUCUCUAAAAGCUUCUAAGUUCACCACUCCAGGCAAUAAUGAGCAAUUGGUAUUUCAAACCAGCAGUCCGAUGGAAGCCAAAGGAGGAGGGCUGGAGAUCAUGACCAUUCCCAUUUCCAAGAACAACCCUGAAAACUUCUCUGGGGAAGGAAAAGACCUGAAUGAGGACAAUUAUCCGGUUCCCAAAGGCACUCCGUUGCGAUUAUCUGCAGAGGAUGGAAAGGAAGCUGAGGGGAGUGGAGGGAAAGAGUUACCGUUCAUCCUUGACAGCCAAAUGAAAGAAACUGACCACUCCAGCGACCACAGCGUACCCCUGGAGACCACUGUCAGAUGGGAGCUUAUGAGCCUUCAAACAACUCAACCUACUGCUGAAUCCAGUUCAUCUGAACCCCCUAGCACAGUUGCGGAAGCCAAGGGUGAAAUCGUGUAUGUCCAUCGGCAGGUUGAGGAGCGCAAACACAAUCCCUCCAACCAAAUAAAUGUGCCUUUUGUCAAAAGGAAGCAGAGCGUAAAUUUGACCGGUGCGCCUGAAAUAGACACUUCCAAUGAAGCUACCACACCAAACCCUGUUACGACAGCUGCCGUUUCAGAGCAGGGGGAACUGAAAAACCCCUUCACCGUUGAAAACACCCCGUCCGGUGAUGUCAUCACCACUGAAGAUAUUUUGUGCACUACAGAUCCAGCGGUUUCCAGCACGUGGCUACCUGUGGUUCAAGAGGAAGAAGGUUCAACACAAGCACCUGUUCCUACCACAACAAUGACCAAAUCUGAACCUCCGAUGACGAGUAAUACAGUUCAGCCGACAAGCCCUGCUACAACGGAUGCUUCCCACGUGGCUGAGUCCAGGUCAGGAGUAUCCGAGUCAUUUGUGUUGGUUCAUGGCUGGGAAACUUCAGAACAAAUUCCUACAGACGACCAGUUGUUCGGGACUACAGGAAGUCCUGGAAACGAUACCACGAACAAAACCGAUGCUGGCUGGGAAAACGUCUCCUCCAGAAACUCAGCGGAGCAGGAUCCUUGCCAGACCAACCCGUGCCUGCAUGGUGGCAGCUGUCUGAUAGAGGGGGAGGGCUAUAGUUGUCUUUGCCCUCAGGGUUAUUCUGGAGAGAGCUGCGAGAUCGAUAUUGAUGAUUGUCAGUCCAAUCCGUGCCAAAAUGGGGGCACCUGUAUCGAUGAGAUCAAUUCUUUUGUGUGCUUGUGUCUGCCUAGCUACGGUGGAGCCACCUGUGAGAAAGACACGGAGGGUUGCGAGCACAGCUGGAGGAAGUUUCACGGUCACUGCUACAGAUAUUUUACACGCAGGCACACCUGGGAAGAUGCAGAGAAAGACUGCAGAGAACACAGCGGCCACCUGGCCAGCAUCCAUUCCACACAAGAGCAGGACUUCAUUAACGGUAUGAGUCAUGAGAACACGUGGAUUGGUCUAAAUGACAGAAUGGUUGAAGAUGACUUCCAAUGGACCGAUAAUAUGGACCUGCAAUAUGAGAACUGGAGAGAGAACCAGCCGGAUAAUUUCUUCGCGGGCGGAGAGGACUGCGUGGUUAUGAUCGCCCAUGAGAACGGCAAAUGGAACGACGUGCCCUGCAACUACAACCUGCCCUACAUCUGCAAGAAAGGCACAGUUCUGUGCGGAGCUCCGCCCACUGUGGACAACGCCUUUAUGAUUGGUCGGAAGCGUUCGCACUACGACAUACACUCCGUGGUGCGUUACCAGUGCGCCGAUGGAUUCCUCCAGCGCCAUAUCCCUACCACCAAAUGCCGCGCCAAUGGCAAAUGGGACCGACCCAAGAUCAUUUGUACGAAAUCACGAAGAUCUCACCGCUACAGACGCCAUCACCACAAAUCCCACCACGAGCGCAGAAAGCACAAGAGGCACGGAUCAGGGGGUCAUCGAGGUCAACAGGAGGGUCAUGGCCAUUUCUAACCAAAUAAUCCCCUUGCCCGUACCUGCAAAUCAAAACAUCCUUUCCUAACAGCCUUUCACCAAAUCUCCUUAUCUCUGACACCAACCUUUCACCCUUUCCUUUCCAUAUCUGGGUCAGUCUACCCCCGUGUGAUCAGAGGGGGCACUGCUGGACCUCACAAGGACUAUGACAAAUAUGUUUUUGGCUCUUAACUCAUUUCUUUAUCUGGUAAUGUUUCAUUUCAUUUUAGUGGAUCCUUCAGACCACAGGAAAAAUUUUCGUACCUUGAACGUAGAAAACACUCUUAACUGUUUAUGUAUUUUUACAUAAGCAUUAAUAGAGAGGGUGGGUCGGUACUCGAUGUAAAUAUCGUAUUUGGUUUUGAAACGCGGGAUUAUAUCAAAAUGAUCAAGAAAUACUUCUCCUAAAAAGGAUUUCUUGAUUGUUUUGAUGUCGCUUACCCUGAUUUUUACAGUAUUUCUGAGUAUAGAUGUGUUUUUAGUUGAGAGGAGUGGUGUUCAUUCUCAUUUUUCCAAACUGGUUGACUUGUCAUUGUUUUAACAGUUUUAAAAGAGCUCACCUAUUA